Molecule: messenger RNA, 1927 nt
Organism: Clupea harengus (Atlantic herring)
Lineage: Eukaryota; Metazoa; Chordata; Actinopteri; Clupeiformes; Clupeidae
Gene: igfbp1a
Product: insulin like growth factor binding protein 1a
Biological process (GO): regulation of insulin-like growth factor receptor signaling pathway
Cellular component (GO): extracellular region
Molecular function (GO): insulin-like growth factor II binding; insulin-like growth factor I binding
Source: RefSeq, a predicted model, not a curated record
UUACAGGCACCGAGCCAGCGAAAGCCACCGCAUAAAAACCGGCUCGCGAGUGGAGGAGGAUCAGUAAUCUCUUCCAAAAGCAGCAAUCACCAGAGAAACGACAGGCGUCGGUGUUACUUAAAGCGUUAUAUCGAUUCUAUUUAUUGAUUAAUUUUAUCUUGGUCAAAUCGAGUCACAGGGAUGAGUCGGUUGAAUAUAGAGAUUUUCGUUAUGGCAGCUCUGAGCACGCUGCUCUUGUCCCAGGGGGUCCGGGGCUCGCCUGUUGCAGCGGCACAGGAGCCGAUCCGCUGCGCCCCGUGCUCACAGGAGCGACUGGCCUCGUGCCCUGCAGUGGAUCCCAGUUGUGAGGAGGUUCUCCGCGAGCCGGGCUGCGGUUGCUGCAUGGCGUGCGCAUUGAAGACAGGAGACUCGUGCGGUUUCUACACAGCGCCCUGCGGGUCUGGUUAUCGCUGCCUCCCGAAGCCAGGCGAGAGCCGGCCUCUUCAUGCGCUCAGCCGAGGACAGGGCAUCUGCACCGAAAACACUGCACGUAGCCAGGAGCCACAGACUGCUGAUCCAAGUGAGACAGACGGGCCAGUGGUGUCAGAAACUGGCAACCCCCUUUUCCUUUCCGGCCACGGAAAGCCUAUCGACCCACGGCUGGCUGCCGAAGCGCAAGAGAGUAUGAAAGCCAAAGUGAACGCCAUUAUAAGGAAACUAGUCGAGCAGGGCCCGUGUCAUGUGGAAUUACAAACAGCACUUGAGAAGAUCUCCAAGUCCCAGCAGAAGUUGGGGGACAAGCUCACCCGAUUUUAUCUACCUAACUGUGAAAAACAGGGACGCUACAAAGCCAAACAGUGUGAGUCAUCACUGGACGGUACGAGGGGGACGUGCUGGUGUGUGUCACCCUGGACCGGAAAGAGGAUUUUUGGGAGUAGCGACCUUCCGGAAGAUUCCGAGUGCCCUCUGGAGCAGAAUCAAUGAUGCACACCCUUCUAUCAUGCAUCACUACUGACGUCUUUCUUUUAAAAGCCUUAUUUAUUGUCUACAUUAUGGGGGUCUGUAAUUCAGGUACAUGCGCUGUUAUCGUGGGUAACAUGUUCCACUGAAAGAAAAGAAAUCUAUUUUUUUUUUCCAUGAAGGGAAAACUAUGAUAUUUCUAUGUAUUUACAUGCACUAUAUAAUCUUAUUUAUUUUCAGCCCUGUGUAUUCGUACUGAUAUUGGAUAUUUUUAACAUCUUGCCAUAUUGUAAUUUUUUAUUUUAUGUUUUGUAAUUGUUAUUAUUAUUAUUAUUAUUAUUAUGGUAUGUUUGUUAUGUUUUGAGGUGUGUGAGGGGGUAGAGGAAUCACUGUGACCAAACUUCUCUGAUCUUCCUCUCUCUCUCACACACGCUCACACAAAUACACUGCAUGUCGCAUUUGGGCGGCGGUUUACUGUUAUUUUGCUGUUUCUGUUGUGUACUUGUUUUAUUGGAUUUGUUUUUGUGCACUGACUGAUUUGGUUUGUGGCACUGAUAUGUAUGUGUGUUUGGGGGAAACUAUCCAGCACAUGUACUCCUACUCUGGUUGCCUUCACCUUAAAUAGGAGAGGGCAUGACUGACCUGAGAACAGCUGCAUUGUGGAUAAAGGCAGGAGUCUGGGGGUGACAUCACACUAACUCCCAGAUCCUGGGUCAGGUCUGAAUGUUUGAACUACCUCAUAGUAUCAAGAUAUGCAUGCGAUAUGUCUGAGUGUUUGUGUGUCUGUGUCUCUCUGUGUGUAUGCAUAGAAGAAGAGAAUGUGUGUUUAGUUUUGAAUGUAUUGUUCAUGUGGUUUAAGUGCGAGUCUAUCUUAAUGUCAGUUUCUUGAAUUCCAAAGGACUGUUCAUUCAUGUAUACUGUAUACUACUAUUUUGUAAUUUCUUUUGGCAUAAACAUAUCUAUAUAUUUAAUAAAAUAUUUAAUCAGA